Molecule: messenger RNA, 2259 nt
Organism: Closterium sp. Naga37s-1
Lineage: Eukaryota; Viridiplantae; Streptophyta; Zygnematophyceae; Desmidiales; Closteriaceae
Source: the annotation of a GenBank genome assembly
AUGAAGCCCCGCAGAAGGGCCACUCAGCGCGCCCCGCGGAAGCAGCCACCCGGCGCGGACGGCGCGGGCCGCCGCUGCGGAGGAUGCGUACUGUUCAUCGUGAUCGCGACCAUCUGCGUGCUCGUCUGGGCGUCCACCAACCAAUCUGGCAGCGCGGGCGCUGCGCUCAUCGAGUCCAUUAAACAGCGGCACGCGAGCUUACGAGGAGAUGCGCAACCUGCUGGAUCCGCGGAGGCGAAGGAGGCGGCAAACGAGGAGUCGGCAUUCGCGUCAACGAUCCCGACGUUCUCUCUUUCAGCAGGCAGCGGUUCCGACGACGGGGAGAGCGCGCCUAAAGUAACCGCUGGGGGGGCUGGGGGAGAGGACCCGGGGGAGGAUCGCGAGGGGGAGGGGCAGUUCGGCGUGCCGCGUGAUCUGGCGGACGUGAGCUCGAUGAAAGAAGGGCGACUGGGCGCCGCGCGAGACGCGGACGAGGCGAGCGAGAGAGGAUCGAGAAUGGCGACAGCAGGGGCGCGCAUGGGCGCGGGCAGGGGGAACGAGAGGCCCAUCACCACGGCUACCGAUCUCGAGCCGUCCGCCGCCAAGGCCCUCGAGGACGCUGCCGCUGCGGCCGCCGCGGCGGCUGCCGCCAGUGCGGGAGUAGGCGGAGGCGAGGCGGAGGAGGAAGAAGCGGGAGACGCCGUCACGGCGGUGGUGAAGGGAGCUGGCGCCACCGCAGGUGGCGCGGAAGCGGAUGAGGAGAGCGCGGAGGAGGGCAAGCGCGGAGAGGCGGCUCCGCGGAAGCGGCAGAAGCCGCCGCGAGAGGGGCCGAACGCCAAAUGGGGUCCCGUUAACGGGUCGUUCGAUAUAGAUUUAAGAAAACCCAAGCACCGACCUCUCAUGGUGACGUUAUCUCGCAAGUCCAUGAAGCACGUGUUCCUAGAUGCGACACGGUUCGGGAAGGAGGGCGCGGAUAAAAUGGAUCCGCCUCUCGAGGUGACGCGUGGCUCUCUGUGCCCGGAGUUCGAGCACUCGACAUGGACUUCCAGCCGCACGAAAAGUGGUCCGCGCAGGUGGGUGGCUGCUGCCCGCUUCCCACCACUGCCACUGGAAUGCGUUUGUGGUAACACGCACGCAGCAGGCAACGCAACGCUGUCACCGCUGCACCCAGCGGUCACUGCCCUUCCCCUCUCCACUCGUCGUCAUCCCCUCGCUCCUCCCCUUCCCCCCUCUCCCCCUCCCCCCUCUCCGCCUCUCCACCCGCAGGUGGUGGUGCUGCACAACGUGUACAUCAACGUGGCGGGGCAGGUGUUCAACCGCACGCACCUCUUCGACGACAACAGCUGCGCCGCCGACCGCCCCUUCCACUACGCCGCGGGCGCCGCCACCACCGUGCACCGGUACCGGCACCUGGUGUCGCUGGUGGACUGGUUCGCGUGGAGCCCGCGGUCGUUCCUGCUGGACGUGCUGCCGCUCUUCGUCUCCCUCGACGCCGUGCUGCCCGCCAUGCGCCGCGUGCCCGUGGCCUUCGGCCACCGCCAGCAGCACGCGCUGAGCCAGGCGCAGCAGAUGAGCGCGUACGGCGCGACGGAGCUGCUGGGCGUGCGCGUGGACAAGCUGAACCCGCACGUGCUCAAAGACGGCGAGCUCUUCUUCGCCGACCGCCUCGUGCUCCCCUUGAGGCAGCGGUGUGGGCGGCCGAGCAAGGCGAUGUGGGGGUACCUGCGCGCGCGCCACCUGCUGCCCAAGGCGGGGCUCCCCAUGUACCGCCACGACGCGGAGUUCAAAACAACGUACCGCAAGUGGAAGGCGGAGAAGGUGACGGGCGUGGGGGCGGACUGGGUGGUGGUGCUGGGUGUGCGCGACGAGCGCAAGCCGCUGGUGGAGACGCUGAAGCUGCAGCAGCAGAUGCUCAAGUAUGUGCCGGCGGACCGCAUCGUGGUGUACAAGGAGGGGUCGCUGUCGUUCACGGCGCGCAAGGCGCUGCUCAGCCGCGCCAGAGUGCUGGUGGCCGUGCAUGGGAACAUCCUCGCUGACAUGGUCUUCAUGCCUCCCGGCGGGGCGGUGUUGGAGAUCCGGCCGAGGAGGGAUGGGGAGGCGAUAUUCCACCAACUGGCGGACGCAUGUGGGCUGGCGUACUACCUCACGCUGGCGGACGGGCGUGCGGGCCCCAUGGGGCGCACGGGUGCCGGCAAGCCCUCGGUGCGCGACCCCCGCCAGGUGCACCGCCUGCUCGCCAUGGUGGCCAAGAAGGCGCUUGCUAACCUGCCCUCCAGCUGA